Messenger RNA from Ricinus communis (castor bean), 3445 nucleotides. RefSeq names its product putative receptor-like protein kinase At3g47110. The transcript has 2 exons. Gene Ontology annotation, molecular function: protein binding; ATP binding; protein kinase activity. Bases 173 to 3259 code for a protein of 1028 amino acids. Gene Ontology annotation, biological process: protein phosphorylation. The record is from RefSeq and is a predicted model, not a curated record. NCBI's taxonomy places the organism in Eukaryota, Viridiplantae, Streptophyta, Magnoliopsida, Malpighiales, Euphorbiaceae.
AUAGAGCUAAUAAAUUAAAUAUAAAAAUUUAGUAACAAUUUAUAGUCAAAUUAAAGUGAACUGGAAAGACUUGGUUCUAUGUUCCCAAAUCACAGCUUUUGUAUUUAUAUUUGGCUGCUCCUACUCAAAUCGUCCCAAAUUGUUUUUCUUUUCCCAUUUUAAUUUGCAUAAUAUGAAUAUUUUCUGUUCAAAUAUGAAAAGCUUUCUACUUCUCAUUUAUGUGGUGGCCAUUGUAUCAUUACAUAUAAUGGCCUUACCUUCACGGCAUGAAACCGAUAAACUAGCUUUGCUUGCGCUGAAAGAUCAGCUAACUUACGGUUCCCCUGAAAUCCUUUCUUCAUGGAAUGAUUCUGUUGAUUUCUGUGCCUGGCAAGGUGUUAAAUGUGGCCGUCGUCACCGGAGAGUCACUGUUUUGCAGUUAAACAAUAUGAAGCUAACCGGAUCCAUUUCUCCUUCAAUAGGUAAUUUGACAUUCCUCAGGGAGAUCACAUUAUCUGCGAACAGCCUGAAAGGUGGUAUACCACCUGAAUUCGGACAAUUGAAGCGGCUGCAGUUCCUCAACCUCACAGUAAAUCAUCUCCAGGGCCAUAUUCCUAUUGAGCUCACCAACUCUUCAACCCUCCAAGUUAUUUUUUUGAGUCGUAAUAACCUCAGUGGGGAAAUUCCAUACCAAUUUGGUUAUAUGUCUCAGCUUAUGGGACUCUCUUUGGGUGGCAACAAUUUUGUUGGCAGUAUUCCAUCUUCUUUGGGGAAUCUUUCAUCCUUAGAAUAUCUCUCGCUUGCUUACAAUAAUUUAUGGGGAAGUAUUCCUCAUGCUUUGGGAAGCGCAUCAAGCCUAAACACACUUUUUUUAGGUGUCAAUGGUCUGUCAGGUCUAAUUCCACUUUCUAUCUACAACCUUUCAUCCAUGGGAUGGUUGGAUGUCUCUUCAAAUCAUUUUUCAGGAAGUCUACCGCAUAAUAUAGACCUUAUUUUUCCAAAUCUUCAGUUGUUGGUUGUUGCAGACAAUCAGUUCACUGGAGUCAUUCCUGCUGCAGUAUCCAACAUCUCUAGCCUUUUUUUACUCGACAUGCUUGGCAACAAUUUCUCAGGAUCAGUCCCUGAGACGUUAGGAAAACUGAAGAACCUUCAGGAGUUACUGAUUGGUUACAACAGUCUUGGAAGUGCGAAAGCUGGUGAUUUUAAUUUUCUUUCUUCUUUAUCCAACUGCACCAAACUGGAGUUAUUGGCAAUACAUGGCAACAGGUUUGGUGGAGUGUUGCCAGAUGCAGUAGGCAACUUGUCUUCCCAGCUUAAAAUGCUUUUCAUGGGUCGGAAUCAUAUCUCAGGAAAUAUUCCAGAAGCCAUAGGGAAUCUUGUUGGAUUAACUCUUUUGGAUAUGGGAAUUAACUUUCUUACAGGCACCAUUCCAGUUUCAGUUGGGAAGCUUAGAAACAUUGGAAGAUUGUUUUUCCAUAGAAAUAACCUACAUGGUAAAGUUCCAUCCUUCUUUGGAAAUUUUUCACGAUUGUUUGAUCUUUAUUUACACGACAAUAAUUUUGAAGGAAGCAUUCCCAUAAGCCUCAAAAACUGCACGGAAAUGCAGAAUUUGUUUCUCCAUAAAAAUAACUUCAGUGGUAGUCUACCUAAUCAAAUGUUUGCGUCUUUGCAAAAUUUAAUAACUAUUUACAUUUUUUAUAACUUCUUGACCGGCCCCCUUCCAUCAGAUAUUGGUAGUUUAAGUAAUCUUGUAGUAUUAGAUGUUAGUGAAAACAAAUUGUCUGGUGAAAUUCCCAUGGACCUUGGGUCGUGUUCUGGAUUAAGAGAACUCUCUAUGGCAGGGAAUUUCUUUCAAGGAACCAUUCCUUUAUCUUUUCGCUUUUUGAAAUCUCUUGAAAGCUUAGAUCUUUCGCGAAACAAUUUGUCUGGCAGGAUCCCACACCAACUUGACGAUCUUUCAUACUUGAUGAAGCUCAAUCUCUCUUUUAACUUCCUUGAAGGCGAGGUUCCAUUGGGAGGGGUUUUUGGGAAUGUUACUGGAUUUUCAAUGAUGGGCAACAAUAUGAUUUGUGGGGGAGUUCCUAAAUUGAAUCUUCCAGCUUGCUUAAAUAAGAAACUGAAAAGAAAAGGAAACAUUCAAUCGGUGAAAGUCAUUGUUCCUAUAACCAUAAGCAUUUUGGUUGCUUCUACUCUGAUGAUGGUUCUUUUUAUACUUUGGCGGAAAAGAAACUCAAGAGAAAAAUCCCUCUUUGCAUCGUUAUUGGAUGCUGGUCACCUGAGGCUGUCUUACAAGGAGCUUCUUCAAGCUACUGGUGGUUUUGCAUCUUCCAGCUUGAUUGGUACAGGAAGUUUUGGCUCUGUGUAUAAAGGAUUUCUUCAUCCACUUGAAAAACUUGUUGCAGUAAAGGUGCUGAAACUUCAAAACCGCGGGGCUUCAAAGAGUUUCAAGGCUGAAUGCAAGACUUUAGGCAAAGUUCGACAUAGGAAUCUUCUCAAGAUCAUAACAUCUUGUUCAAGCUUGGACUACAACGGUAGAGAUUUUAAGGCUCUAGUAUUUGAGUUCAUGUCCAAUGGAAAUCUAGAUAGCUGGCUGCACCAGAAUGAAGAACAGGAAUCAAGAAAAUUGAACCUUAUGCAAAGGUUAGAUAUAGCAAUUGAUGUGGCCUAUGCAUUAGAUUACCUUCACUACCGUUGUGAACCUCCCAUUGUUCAUUGUGAUCUGAAGCCAAGCAAUGUUCUCCUUGAUGAUGAUAUGGUUGCUCAUGUUGGUGACUUUGGGCUGGCCAAACUACUUUCUCUGGCCACAGAUGACUUCAGUAGGGAUCAAACCAGUUCAUCGGUGAUUAAGGGAACCAUUGGUUAUGUUGCACCAGAAUAUGGCAUUGGUGGCACAGUGUCUCCAGAAGGGGACAUCUAUAGCUACGGGAUUCUUCUACUGGAGAUGAUUACUGCAAAGAGACCGACAGAUGAUGUCUUUCCUGAAGGCUUCAGCCUUCAUAAUACCUGUAAGAGGGCGUCGCCAGAAAAUGUUAGGGAUAUUGUGGAUUCAUAUUUGCUUCAACAAUCUGUUGAGGGCAGCGAUAGCAUAAGUAACCAGCAUGGCAUGAAUGGUCAAAUGUGGGAGUGUCUGGUAUCUUUUCUUAGAAUUGGAGUUUCAUGUUCUGCAGAAUUGCCUAGUGAGAGAAUGAACAUCAAAGAUGUCAUCAAAGAACUCUGUGCAGCAAAGAAUAUGUUGCUUCAGGCUGGGAAGAGGGGCAGAGUUAGAAACUAUAAGCAUUGAUGAUUAUGGUUAUAUAUUUUUGUAUUGCUAGUUGUUUUCCGUUCUCAUAUUUUAAAGAGUCAGCAGGAUUCUCAGCUUAUUGUUAGAAUACAAGAAAAUGUGCUUUUGCUAUGUCAGAAAUGUUGUUAUUGAAUUUUUGAGUUUAUAGAAUUAAUGAAAAACGAAAGCGAAGUGACUCAUUUACUA